AUGGCAACAGGUUCUUGUAAGUCCAGCCCUUCCGAGAAGGAGGAGGAGGAGGAGGAGGAGGAGAAGGAAGAGGAGCGUUGUGCAAAACUCCAAGGUGAAACUCAUCCAACAGAGAAGGCGGGCGGAAGGGACAUGGACACUGUUCUGGAGGAGACGCCCGAGCCAAGAGGUGUUCACAACUCUCACAACCUCUCGUGGCAAAAGGGUCUCCGUCUCUGCCCAGCCUGCAGAAAUGCGUUAUUGCACAUCCGGAAUGAAGGAUACCCGAGCCCUGAGGCGUCUGAAGCGCCGCAAUGUCACUUUUCCCGUCAGUCAUUUGAUACAGAGAAAUGA
Messenger RNA from Protopolystoma xenopodis, 333 nucleotides. The record is from the annotation of a GenBank genome assembly. NCBI's taxonomy places the organism in Eukaryota, Metazoa, Platyhelminthes, Monogenea, Polystomatidea, Polystomatidae.